Molecule: messenger RNA, 1694 nt
Organism: Papilio polytes (common Mormon)
Lineage: Eukaryota; Metazoa; Arthropoda; Insecta; Lepidoptera; Papilionidae
Product: fatty acyl-CoA reductase 1-like
Exons: 13
Coding region: 97-1647 (516 amino acids)
Biological process (GO): long-chain fatty-acyl-CoA metabolic process
Cellular component (GO): peroxisome
Molecular function (GO): alcohol-forming very long-chain fatty acyl-CoA reductase (NADP+) activity
Source: RefSeq, a predicted model, not a curated record
CUGGCCUCAGUUCCACUCAAACAGAGCUGCUCACCGGUCUGCUCUACAUUGCACUUGACAUUACAUUAACAGGGAAAGUAUUUAAUACAGAGCACGAUGGGUUUCCUGGAAGACAGGGACUUUAGCGCGGUGCCGCAGAUUCCACAGUAUUACAGGGGGAAGACGCUCUUCAUCACUGGAGGCUCCGGCUUUAUGGGCAAAGUGCUAGUGGAGAAACUGCUGUACUCCUGCUCGGAGCUGGACAGGAUCUACUUGCUGCUCAGGACCAAGAAGAAUGUCAAGUCCGAGGACAGGCUGCAAGAUAUCUACUCAUCGCCUUGCUUCGAUCGCCUGAGACAGGAAAGACCGGGCUUAUUCGAGUCUAAAGUGUUCGUUGUCUCCGGCGAUGCCAGUGAAAUCGGACUAGGUUUAUCUGUAGAAGACAGAGCUCUACUGGUGAAUCGGGUCAACAUUAUAUUCCAUGUUGCAGCCAGCGUAAGAUUUGAUGACCCGCUGGAAGUUGCGGCUCGUCUGAAUCUGCGAGGCACGAGGGAAGUCGUGGAACUCGCUAAAGAAGUCAGGUUUUUGGAGGUGUUGUUGCACGUGUCGACUUCAUACGCCAACACCAACCGCGACCCGAUAGAGGAGAUCCUGUACCCGCCGCUGGCAGACUGGCGCGACACACUCGCCGUCUGCGAGCAGACAGACCACUACACGCUGAAAGUUCUCACACCAAAAUACCUCGGGGAGCUGCCCAACACGUAUACGUUCACGAAGCAGCUGGCCGAGCACGUGGUGUACGAGCAGAGGGGUCAGCUGCCCGCAGUCAUCAUGCGACCCUCUAUAGUAAUAUCAACCCACCAAGAACCCAUGCCGGGUUGGAUCGAGAACUUUAAUGGUCCAGUCGGGAUUUUUGUUGCAAGUGGAAAAGGUAUACUGCGCAGUGUGUACUCGGAUCCCGACCUGGUGUCUGAUUACAUGCCAGUGGACGUAGCGAUAAAAGCCUUCAUAGCUGCCGCCUGGGCCAGAGGCACCAAGCCGUUAGUACCAUCUGAUGACAUCCCCGUGUACAACUGCUGCGCCGGCGACCUCAACAAGAUCACGAUAGGCGCGCUGAUCGAGCUUGGCCGAAAAGUGGUUCUGGAGAUACCGCUCAACGACGCGCUCUGGCCCGCUGGCGGGUCCAUCACCACAUACAAGAGUGUGUACUACAUCAAAGUGCUACUCGUGCACUUGCUGCCUGCACUCUUCAUUGAUUCCAUUUUAUGGAUCGCGGGCAAAAAUCCCAUGUUAGUUAAAAUCCAACGCCGCAUCUACAUAGCGAACCUCGCGCUUCGUUAUUACCUGACGCAGCAAUGGACGUUCAGCAACAAGAACUUCGUGAAGCUGCGAAGUAGUCUGAAGGAAGAAGAUAAGGAAGACUUUUACUAUGAGUUGGAGCGCAUCGACAAAGUUGAGUUUUUCAAACAAAGCUGUUUGGGCGGCAGGAAGUUUCUACUCAAAGAGAAGGAUGAAGACCUGCCGAAGGCCAAAGCACAUUAUCGGAGGAUCGUUAUUUUGGACAUUGUGGUGAAGUGCUUGUUCUAUGGAUUUGUAUUGUGGCGGCUGCUGCACACCGCCUUCAUUCAAGAUCUCCUACAAUCCAUUUGUAGUUUAAUAUUUGAGUAACAUGUACGUCCUAUUUUUUGUUUAAUAAAUAAUAAAAUCAUUACCAA